CAUACUCUGUCCCCGCACAAGUUGAUACAGGUGAUCUCAGAAGAAGAGAAAAAUAUUGAGUUGGUAGAGUCGAUUGCUUGCACCUAGUGUGAAGAUGUCCGUUAUCUCGGAUCAUUCCUUGAUUUAUUCUUAUUAUUAGGAGGAGGGGGAUGGAGGGUCCGAUCAGCGUUUCCCAGGGAGCCAUGCGCUCCCUUCCUGGGAAGCUCGAGUGGCUGCUGUCGGAGCCCAAUGACAGGCUGCGGAAGGGAGUGAAGAACAAGAUCCGGACCCUCAAGGGCGAUCUCGAGGAAUUAAUAGACAAGUACCUAUUGGAGCCGUCGGAGGUGGAGGCCCCUGCGCUGACGGCCAGCAGCUGGAUGAAGCAGGUGCGCGAACUCUCGUAUGACAUCAAUGAUUUCGUCGACGGGCUCGACCGUCCCAAGAUCCAGAAAGAGUCCUCGCCCAAGAUCUCUCGGUUUCGGAAGAAGCGGAAACGCCGACAAGAAAUCACCGACGAGAUCUCAAGAUUCAGGACACGUGUGAAGGAAGCGAUUCAGCUGCACAAGGACCAUCUUGGCAACUUGAAGAUGUGGCCUAGCAGCAGCGGCGCUGCUUUGGAUGAAAGGUUGCUUUCACCAAUACACGGGGAGGCUGCCGCCCUUCCCCUUGUUGGUGUGGGCAGCUCCAUUGAAGAGCUUUCCGGAUGGCUGGCUAAUGAUGGAAAGCCAGAACGGAAGGUGGCGUCCAUUGUUGGAGUUGGCGGGGUUGGUAAGACCACCCUCGCUAAAGAACUGUACUAUAAGCUUGGAGGGCAGUUCCAGUGCCAUGCUUUUGUGCGGACAACUCAAAAAUCCGACCAGAGGGGGCUCCUCAUAAGCAUACUCUCACAAGUUCGACCGCACCAAUCCCUCGGCGCUUGGGGGGUGCAUACUCUCGUGGAACAGAUCAAGGGGUACCUCAAAGAUAAAACGUACUUCAUUAUAAUUGAUGAUAUAUGGACUCCAUCCACAUGGGAUAUUGUUAAUCGUGCUUUGCCCAAGGGUGAUCAUUGUACAAGAAUAUUAACUACGACUGAAGUUGAGGUUGUAGCUCGGAUAUGCUGUGCUGAUAACUCCAAGUAUAUUUUUAAGAAAAAUCCGCUUAGUGAGGACGAGUCAAAAGAAUUGUUUUCAAAUAGGGUUUCUGCCCAUCAAUCAGCAGAACAAUGCCCCAAGGGCAUCAGUGAAAUCCCCGAAGAAUUCAUUAGAGAAACUGGUGGUUUGCCUCUAGCAAUUAUCAUGAUGGCUAGUCUUUUAGCAUGCCAACCAGCCAGCAUACAGCAAUGGAAUUACACAAAGAAUUUGUCAAGUCCUUCUUUGGUAAGAAAUGCUAAUAUGGGCGGGAUCAUAGAACAAGUCUUGAACCUUAGUUACAACAGUCUUCCUCCUUAUUUGAAGACAUGUAUGUUAUAUCUGAGUCUAUAUGAAGAGGACAACAUAAUCUGGAAGGAUGACUUGGUUAAGCAGUGGAUAUCAGAAGAUUUUAUAUGUGCAAUGGAAGGGAAGGACAAGGAGGGCGUUGCUCAUAGCUAUUUUGACGAGCUUAUUCACAGGGGAAUGAUCCAACCUGUAGAUAUCAGCAGCAAUGAUGAAGUGCUGUCAUGUACAGUGCAUUACAUGGUACUUCACCUUAUCACAUACAAGUCCAUAGAAGAGAAUUUUAUAACCACAAUAGAUCAAUUUCAGACCACUCUAAGACUGGCUGAUAAGGUUCGUCGACUGGCGCUCCACUUCGGCCAUGCUGAAGAUGCAACACCACCGACGAGUAUGAGACUGUCACAAGUUCGAUCACUUGCCUUUUCAGGAUUGUUCAAGUGCAUGCCUCCUAUUGUGGAGUUUCGGUUUCUUCGGGUUCUAAUCCUUAAAUUAUGGGUUGCUCCUGAGGAAAUGAGACGUUGCAACCUCACGGGGAUUUCAGAACUGUUUGGACUGAGAUAUUUGCAAAUUGAUGCAUGUCAUGUGAGCGUGGAGCUUCCAGCCCAGAUGCAAUGGCUAAGAGAUUUGGUAGCAUUGGAAAUAGAAGCAAAAGUAUCUGCAAUUCCACCGGAUAUUGUGGAUAUUCCGGGCAUGCUGUACCUCUCUGUUCCUAGUGAUGCCCAUCUGCCCACUGGUAUUGGCCGCAUGACAUCUCUUCGCACUUUGGGGCAUUUUGAUCUCAGCAAUAACUUGGAAGAAAGUGUGAUGGAUCUUGGUGAGCUGACCAAUCUGCAGAAUCUUCGUCUCACCUGCUCGACGGCACAUCCAACUGAUAAUCUGAAGAAGAAUAUGGAAUGCCUCGGCUUGAUUCUCGAGAAACUAAGCAGCCUCAAGUCUGUAACACUGGCACCUGCAAGCUCCUCUCUUGUAAAUACUCUGUAUGUUGUAAGUGCUUCAAGCAUGAUGGUGUCCCUUCCUCCGGCUCUUCUUCAGAGACUUGAGUUGUCGCGGCGCUGUUGUGUCUUAUCCAGUCUACCCGAGUGGAUUGGGAAACUCAGCAAACUCAGCAUUCUAAAAAUUGCAGUUGGGAUUCUGUCGAUCAGCGAUAUUGAUAUCCUAAAAGGACUGCCUGUCCUCAAUGCUCUGUCUUUGCAUGUCCAGACCCCCCCUGCAGGAAGGAUCGCCUUUGACAACAAGGGUUUCCUGGCUCUCAAGUACUUCAAGUUCAUGUGUGCUGCGCCAUGCUUGGCAUUUCUCGAAGGAGCAUUGCCCAGUGUCCAAAAGCUCAAGCUAGGUUUCAAUGCUAACAGAGUGGAUCAACACAGUCUGGUAGCUGCUGGUUUUGAGUAUCUUAAAGACCUUAAAAUGAUCACUGCAAAAAUUGGCUGCUCUGGAGCUGAUGCAUCCGCCACAAGGGCUGCAGAGUCUGUAUUUCUGUCUGCCAUCAAUAAGCAUCCAAGCACUCUUAUAGUUAUUGUACAGUGUGUAGAUUGGGUUUUGGAUGAUGAGGAGGAUAAGAUAAAUUUGAUACAAGGAAAUGAACAUUUUGCGAUUCAUGCUGAAGGCGUCUCUGGUGUGAACUCUAGAAAAACACAACGGAUCUGUGAUGAAGAUGAUAGGGGUAAAGCCACAGAAGAACAAGAGCAUGCGACUCUCGAAAAACAUGAAGAGAUUCAAGAGGUCAUGUCUGAUUUGAACACUGGAAAAACGUUUUAUUAUGGUGAGGUUAGUAGUACUGAACAAGACCACUUGGCUCUUGAAAAACAACAAGAGAUUCAAGAGGAAAGAGUCUCUGCAGGUGUGAACACUGGACAAGAAACAUGGAUUUCACAUGGUGAGGCGAGCAAGGGGGCCUCUAUGGAAGAACAAGUAGACAUAAUCAUGGAAGAACAACACGAGUACAUGAAAAAGAGCCCGGAACAAUCCAAUGAACAUGUGAACAAAGUCAGUUGGAGAGUCACGAGGAUUAAUCACGUUUCCGUUGAUCUCGCAACGGCGGCCAUGUGUCCCCUCUUCCGAAAGCUGGCCGAGCUCUUCGAUGGGAAGUACAAGCUGCAGAAUAGCGUGAAGCGAGAUCUGAAGUGUAUUCAGGCAGAGCUGAGGAGCAUCCACGCUAACCUCGACUGGGUGGCGGAGUCGCCAUUCGCCCAGCUCUGGGUCAAUGACUUCAGAAAGCUGUCUUACAACUUGGAGGAUGCCGUGGACAAUUUCCUGGUACAGGUCGAUUCGUCCGAGCCUUCCAUCAGCUCCAACAGCUUAAGCAGGUGGACGAACAAGAUGAGCAGCUUGCACAGGAAGGUCCAGACCCGCCAUCAGAUUGCUCACCAGAUCAAAGGAAUCAAGUACCAGAUCCAGGAUUUGUCCUCCCGACAUCGCAGGGCUUUUGAUGAAUUUGUUGCUAAUCCAAGUGCGAGAACUGUUGACCCUCGCCUGUCGGCUCUAGACAAUGAUGAGAAAGAGACUGUUGGCAUCCAACUAGCAAGGGACGAGAUAAUAAAGCGAUUGAUAGAUGGGAACGAUGAUUUGUCCAAGCAGUCCAUCAAGACGGUCUCCAUCGUUGGAUUUGCAGGAAUUGGCAAAACAACACUUGCCAAAGCAGUAUAUGAUAGCCUUCAAUCAGACUUUGUUUACAGGGCUUUUGUUUCAGUUCGUCAGAAUCCUGAAGCGAAUCAAAUUUUCAUGGAUAUUUUAUUUCAAUUAGACAUGCAGAAGUAUCUUGAGGCUUUCAAUCUAGAUACAAUGCAACUCAUCGACAAACUCCGACAAGUGCUUAAGAACAAGAGGUACAUCAUUGUUAUUGAUGAUAUAUGGAAUACAGAAUAUUGGCAUAUAAUCAAAUCUGCUUUCAUCGAUUGUAACUGUGGAAGUAGAAUGAUUAUAACUACUCGGAAUUUUAAGGUUGCUGCAGAGAUUGGUGAGGUUUACAACCUAAAACCACUUUCUCGUGAGAGCUCUGAAGAAUUAUUGCAUAAAAGAUUAUUUGGCAGGAAAGGUAACUGCCCUUAUGAUCAGCCAACCGAGUUGUUUGAAAAGGUUCUCCAGAAAUGUUGUGGUGUGCCCUUGGCUAUCAUUACAAUAGCUAAUUUGUUGGCUAGUAAACCAAUGGAUGAUUGGACUAAGGUAUACAAUUGUACUGGUUUUGGGGAUGAAGAUAAUGAAUACGUUGAGAACUUGAGAAGGGUAGUGCUAUAUAGCUAUUAUGAUCUACCUAGUCGUCUAAGGAUUUGCUUAUUGCAUCUAGGCAUAUAUCCAAGAGAUUAUCAGAUCAAGAAAGAAACUUUAAUAUGGAAGUGGAUAGCCGAAGGCAUUGUCCAAGAGACUCAAACUAUUGAUGGAUUAUAUAAGGUUGGAGAGCGCUAUUUCGAUGAGCUUCUAAAUAGCAGCAUGAUACAGCCUGUAGAGAAGCGUAAUGGCAUUGUGUAUACUUGUAGAGUUAAUUUUAUGGUGCUUGAUAUGAUACGCUUACUGACAGAAGAUGAAAUCAUGGUUGUCGUAUUGGAAGGUGGUAACGAACAACACACAUCUGGGCAUAAGGAUGCCCGUAGGUUGGCCAUCCAAAACAGUGUAUGGAAGCGCAACAGCCCUUUGUCUGACAUGUGCACGCCACAAAUGAGGUCGUUCAAUGCCAUCAGGUGUCAUUUUGGAUUGAUGCCACCACUCUCUAAGUUUUGUGCUUUGCGUGUCUUAUGUAUGGAAGAUUGUACCUUUACUGCAGGCAGUAGUUAUCAUCUUCGUCAUCUUGGGAAUUUACAUCAGUUAAGGUACUUAGGACUAUGCAACUCGCCUAUUGAUGAGCUCCCGAAAGAAAUAGGGGACCUGAAGUUUCUGCAGACACUUGACGUGAGAUAUACUCUGAUAAAAGAACUGCGGCCGUCAGUUUGUUUGCUAAGGCAACUUAGGUGUCUGCGUGUUGAUGGUGUUUCCAUAAGAGCGCCAGAAUGGAUAGGGAAACUCACAUCCCUAGAAGAGCUAUCGUUGGAGAAGAUAAUUCCCCAUCCAUUGGAGAACUGAGAAAUCUCACGGGACUGAGGAAGUUUAAGCUUGCGACUUUUGAUCUGGGUUUGGAGGAAGAUUUGGUGCAGUCCCUGAACUGUCUGAGCAAUAUCGAAGACCUCGAAGUUAAGGGUUCACGGAUUGACGCAGAUAAUCCCUACUGGGAAGGCUUUGUGCCACCAGGAGGACUCCGUUACCUACAACUAUGUUUCAGAAUCAGCAGACUUCCACGUUGGUUUUAUAAUUCGAGUCUCCCAAAACUCUUGCACUUAUUAGUGCUGGAUGUAAAGGCUGUGGUGCAGCAAGAUGUGGAAAUCCUUGGUAGUUUGCGAGAGCUCCUUUCUCUCACGCUUUUUACGCCGGACGUCUUCCUUGACGUCAUGGGUGAUGGAUCUUUCCCCAAGUUGAUGUACUGCAAGACGUCUGCAACGCUCAGGUUUCUCAAGGGAGCUAUGCCGAGACUGGUGUCCCUUAAGUUCAGAGUCCAAGCACAGUUGGAAUCGACUGCUCGCAUGUCCCUGCUACGACCGUGGAGGGGUUGGAGGUAGCAUUGAGGCACGCAAUCGACACCCAUCCCAGUUGUCCUAUUCUUAACGUCACCAAAGAGACAAAGACGGACAACAACGAUUAUCCUGAAGAAGACGAGUGAAGGUUCUCAUGCGCACAAAGUUUGAUCUGUAUGUGCACACGAUGAAGAUACCUCCAAGCGAUUUCAGAGGUGCAAGCAGAGAUCUCCCCUGCAACCAAGACAUUCUUUUUGAGCAACUACGCCUUCCAAGACGUUUAAUCGUCAUUAUUUACCAUCCAGAUCUCCUUCUAUUAUUUGUAUCUUUGUUCUCCUAUUUGUGGUUACCUUUCUUCCAUCAGCUCAUAGAAUAUGGUUUCUGCUGCUCUUCGGAGCAAACCGCAUUACCUUCUAAGAGCCCUAGUCAUAUGCUUUGCUUGAGAAAGCCGGUGCUCUAUUGAUUCUACUGUUGGGUUGUAAUCUGUUCUAGCACAUUAAUGGCAUGUACUUCGAUAACAUAUUGUGCAAUAGGUAAGAUUAGACCAUUCAAGAUCCUUCA
Molecule: messenger RNA, 6490 nt
Organism: Triticum dicoccoides
Lineage: Eukaryota; Viridiplantae; Streptophyta; Magnoliopsida; Poales; Poaceae
Product: disease resistance protein RGA5-like
Exons: 7
Coding region: 150-5444 (1764 amino acids)
Biological process (GO): defense response to other organism
Molecular function (GO): ATP hydrolysis activity; ADP binding
Source: RefSeq, a predicted model, not a curated record